GCGCAGCGGCAUGGCGUCCCGGGCCAAGAGGCGAGCGCUGGGCGGCGGGGUUCCGGGGCCGCCGGGAGACGGGGUCCCGCGUGACGAGGAGGAAGAGGAUGGAACCGAGGACGAGGACGAGGAAGACGACGAAGACAGCGACGAGGAAGAGGACGACGAGAUGGUUGGCCAGGAAGUGAAUGUUGACUUCGAAGCUUACUCCAUUUCAGAUAGUGAUCAUGACGGAAUUAAGAAACUACUACAGCAGCUUUUCCUAAAGGCUCCUGUGAACACCGCAGCGCUAGCAGAUCUGUUAAUUCAGCAGAACCAUGUCGGGAGUGUGAUUAAGCAAAUGAAUGUUUCAGAAGACAGCGAUGACGAUAUGGAUGAAGAUGAGAUUUUUGGCUUCAUAAGCCUUUUAAAUUUAACUGAAAGGAAGGAUACCCAGUGUGUGGAACAAAUCAAAGAGUUGGUUCUCAGCUCCUGUGAGCAGAGCUGUGGCAAGAGCGUGGUUGAACAGCUGGAGAAGCUUUUAAAUGACACCACCAAGCCGGUGGGCCUUCUGCUAAGUGAGAGAUUCCUUAACGUCCCUCCCCAGAUCGCCCUGCCUAUGCACCAGCAGCUGCAGAAAGAACUAGCAGAGGCACACAGAACUAACAAACCUUGUGGGAAGUGCUUCUCCUACCUGCUGAUCAGCAAGACGUUUAUGGAAGCAGGAAGACCCCGUUCCAAGAAGGGGAACAGCCAAAAGAAGGAAGUCUUAAUGUUCGCAAAUGCAGAGGAAGAAUUCUUCUAUGAGAAGGCGGUAGUCAAGUUCAGCUACUCAGUGCAGGAGGAGAGUGACACUUGUCUGGGUGGGAGAUGGUCCUUCGAUGACGCGCCCAUGAAGCCCCUGCGAACUGUGAUGCUGAUUCCGGGCGCCGAGAUGAGUGGCAUCAUGGAGAAGCUGCAGGAGCACCUGUCCCUGUAGCCCCUCCCGUGCACCGUGACGGGCUUGGUGUGUAAAAUGAUGAGGAAACCGAGAUUUACUGAAAAACGCAUCACUUUAUUCAGAUUAAGGUCCUCUACAAAAAGUAGGGCUCUUUUUCCUGUGUCUAUGACAUGUUUACAAAAUACUUUUUUUUCAAUUUGGGUCAAAUUAUGAAUGGUUGAUUAAAAUCUUCCCAUAUGAAGAACACAUGGAGCAGGUAAUUGAAAGAACGCAAUAAAAACUCGUUAUUUUUUUAUUUUAAAAUCUUA
This is a messenger RNA of Perognathus longimembris pacificus (Pacific pocket mouse), 1218 nucleotides long. It is a transcript of the gene Bccip, whose product is annotated as BRCA2 and CDKN1A interacting protein. Bases 11 to 949 code for a protein of 312 amino acids. The transcript is spliced from 7 exons. The record is from RefSeq and is a predicted model, not a curated record. NCBI's taxonomy places the organism in Eukaryota, Metazoa, Chordata, Mammalia, Rodentia, Heteromyidae. Gene Ontology annotation, cellular component: nucleus.